Messenger RNA from Helobdella robusta, 648 nucleotides. RefSeq lists its product as hypothetical. The coding region runs from base 1 to 648 and encodes 215 amino acids. Lineage: Eukaryota; Metazoa; Annelida; Clitellata; Rhynchobdellida; Glossiphoniidae. The transcript is spliced from 5 exons. The record is from RefSeq and is a predicted model, not a curated record.
AUGGCCAACACCGUCGAUCCCCCGAUGAUGGAGAGGUCUGCUAUCUCGGACAUCUUCCGAGGGCAGGUGGCUUACCUGCUGGAGUGCCCCGGGCAGAAAAAUUUCAUCACCCUACAGCCGUUUAUCACGGUGCACAGAAGAAUGGCUGCCCACAUGACGAAGUAUGAACUGUUCGCCGUGGUGACGCACGUUGCGUCGCUAGCCAUAGGCGGCCACUACUACACCGACGCCUUCCACAGGGGAAUAAAGCCCAUAAACAUAAGCUCAGCAACCAAGACUCACCAAGUCUUAAUCUUGCAUGGAAAGAAUCACGUACAAAGGUUCGGCGAUUUGUGGGCAGAGGAAGCUAAGGAACUACAAAAAUUAGCGGAUACAAAAAAUACUCAAAAAUUUUACGAUUCUCUCGAGUCCGUCGAUGGACCGGCCCAGCUGUUGCUGAACUUGAUAGCCCUCCUACACUCGAUGUCAGCCGCCAAGGAAAUGAAAUAUAACAAAACGGCAAGACCUGACGUCAUUCCCGCAGAGAUAUACAAAUAUGGCGGUCACCAUCUAGGCCAGCAGCUGCAUAAUUUCAUUCCUCGAAUGUGGACCAGUGGCAUAUCCUCAGUGUCAACAUCAUCGUCGUCGUCGUCAUCAUUGCAAGGAUAG